CGAGAGGCUGUCCUGGCUUCGCUAACAGGGAUUGUGGUUGCAUGGACAAUCGACUUUGCUCCGCCCCCGACAGCGGUCAACACUUCCGGCAUCACCUUCACCACACCCAGAGGACACGUAUACACGAUUCCGACAGUGGAUAACGAGAUCGAGUUUUUCUACAAGAAGGUCAAGUCCUGGAGAGACGACCAAGCAGCAAGGCUGCUCGCGCCUGCACACUUGGCCAAGAGCACCGAUGUCCACGUAGCCGGCCGAGGGGAAGGCAAGCAGCAGGAUCAAAACGCCGACCGACCCGGCAACAUGGAUUUAGAGAAGGCGUUCCCAUCUCUGGAUGCCGAGGCAUUUCUGGCUGACGACGCAGCCUACUACCCAACAGAUUCGGACGCCGUCGGAAACAUAGGCAUCAUCGAUUCGACGGCCUGCCCACCUGCCGUCGAUCUGGAGCACGAAAAGUUGGUGGUGGAGGUUCCACAACUUCCGAGCAGUAGCCUGGUGGACGUUAGAGUCUACAUCCAAAAGACAUAUAUGCAAAUGGUCGACACUUGGGAAAUGCAGGUCGAGAAGCAGGUCUCAUCGCGGAUCCAGGAGAAGGUGGGACAGCUGACCAACGAGCUGCACGCAACGCUGUACCGCUACGAAAACCGACGACGGGACGUCGAAGAUCAAUACCGAAACCGUCUUGAGGAGAUUGGUUUGCGUGCCGUGCUGAACGAAAAAGAAGCCUUCAUUAUCGAGCACCGCAUCGAGCAGCUCAAGCUCAGCUUUACAUCUUCGAUCGACCGGCUCGAGCUCCUGUCGCGCGAGUUCACCGUCUCCGUCACGCUCCCGACCAUCGAGCAGCUGCGCCGCAUCAAAAAGUCGACGCAGAUGCAGUCGGCAAGGGCCCUGUUCAACGAAAAGCUGGAAGCCCAUACCAAAUUCAUGAAAGAAUCGCUGUCGAGUGCCCUUUCAACGUUUCAGUAUGGCUGCGAUGUCCUGAAAAAGAGCCGGUGUGAGCAACACAUUCAGGCAUGGCGCAUCAUCAACCAGCGCCAUCCCAAAACCGACCUCAUCUACGAGCUCGAGGCCUGGGUCUCCACCCACGAUGGGCGCAUCGAUCGAGUGCAGAAGGAGGUCGAAGCGCAUGCCAUCCGGAUGGAGGAUGAGGUCUGGUCUCAUUCCGAGGAGGUCCGAUUUCUCGAGGCCAUCGACGACGUCCUGUCCAAGACGAAACUCAGGCUGCGUGCAGAGAUGGCAUAUAUGGGCCAGCUGGACAUGAUCAUCCACCAGAAGCUUGACCUCUUGAAGUUUCUGGCAAACAAGGAAAACUUCAAUUGGGACUCGGUUUGCCAGCUCCUCUGCACCCUUAACGAGCUACGGAUUCUUAUCGUCAACAUGACCCGGUACUCCAACUCCCUUACCGAGUCGUUUGAUCCAAGUCGGGUCCAGGUGCCGGUGACACUGGAGAAGACAAAAUGGAUGUCUUCAGGCUCCGAGUUUUUCCUUCUGUCACAUCCAUCAGUGAAGAAAAUCAUCACACACGACACCUAUGUCGGCCAGGCUUUGACCCUUACCCAGACGAUUCUCUCGGACUCGCUGCACGAGAUCAAGCCGACGUACCAAGAGCGGGUCCAGUUGAUCUGGGACGAAACUUCUGCCUCUGUUGAGCUCAAGAGUCAGGAGUUUUACUCGUCGCUCCGACACACCAUCAAGCGAACGCAGGAGAUUCCUCCGACCUUUCCGGAGUAUAAAAAGACUCUCGACGGGCGUAUGCAAGGGCUGAAGGACGAUUCAGAGUCCAGACGGCUUGACUUUUCAAAAGGCCUCCUCGCGAUUGUUGUGCAAUACUUUGACAUCAUAUCCCACAGCUCCGAACACAUCCUCUCGUCGCUCUACAAGGACGCCUCGUUCGUUUGCGAAGACACCUGGCAACAGGAGUCGCAGUCAUUUGCGGACGCAUGGAAGUCGGAAGCACGACGGCGGAAAGCACUGUACAGCUCGAUGAAGCCUCGGCUCGGCCACCCAAACAACAAAAGCGAGCUGGAUGUGUUUGAGUGUUCGGCCGAGAAACUCAAGAAAGACUUUGAAGGCCGCAUCGUCAAGGUUCGGUCGUCGUAUGAGGCUGCACUGGACAAGAUUCGAGUCCAGUACUUGGUCGAGAUGGAGUAUCUGAAAACUAGCUUUCUCGCGUUGAUGAGUGCCUCAGUCCACAGCAACGACUUGAUCAUCCCAGGCGAUCCGCCAGCUGUGCCAAAGCAAACCAUCCGAUCAAUCAUCAAUGCCCGUCGGGCUAAAAAGAGCCUCGACGAGCUUCCGCUGCGGUCAGCAGCAGCAUCGACAGCAGUAAUAGCCUCAGACACCACAGAACGCACCAAGAGCGUCGUAUCGCGCUUUGCCCAGGUGCACCAAGACUUUAGCAAUCGCUUUUCGCAGGAUAUUCGUCGCCGGCAGCUGCACGUUCAAAGCCAGGCGGAGGAGCAGAAAGCCAGGAACGACCUGUGGUUCGCGAAUUGGAGAGACUCCAUCCUGCAGAUCCUGCAGCUGUUUGAUCCGAACAAGAGCCUGUGACCUCUGCGCCCUCAUGUCCUCGGCUGCGAGACCAGCGUGAGAUUCGAUUCGAUUGGAUCGCCAUAAUACACAUAUCCCGACACCGGCGUUCAGAUUA
Polychytrium aggregatum is the source of this 2644-nucleotide messenger RNA. RefSeq lists its product as uncharacterized. The coding region runs from base 301 to 2547 and encodes 748 amino acids. Lineage: Eukaryota; Fungi; Chytridiomycota; Chytridiomycetes; Polychytriales. The record is from RefSeq and is a predicted model, not a curated record. The transcript has 9 exons.